Messenger RNA from Drosophila willistoni, 3072 nucleotides. RefSeq names its product neprilysin-2 (gene Nep5). The record is from RefSeq and is a predicted model, not a curated record. Gene Ontology annotation, biological process: protein processing. Lineage: Eukaryota; Metazoa; Arthropoda; Insecta; Diptera; Drosophilidae. The transcript has 9 exons. The coding region runs from base 204 to 2762 and encodes 852 amino acids. Gene Ontology annotation, molecular function: metalloendopeptidase activity. Gene Ontology annotation, cellular component: plasma membrane.
UUUUUAAAGUCAACUCAAAAAAAAAAAAAAAUGCAAAUUUUUGUAUAAGUAUCCCUGGACAUGCAAUAAUAUUUGCAGUGCAUUGAACCUAUGCACCAAUCAGCCCACUCAAAUGUGGGUGACAGUUGCUAUCCCUUGUCUCUUCCUUAUGUCCAGUCGGCCAGUCAUAACCACAUAGACUCCCUAAUGACGGCAGGACACACAUGUACAUACAAAUAGCGUCCGAUCAAGAUAAAAGGCAAUGUAAUCUAAGUCUACUGUCGGCACCGGUGCGAGCCUUUGGCGAUACUGAAAAUGGAAAUGGCAGUGGUAGAACCCAAAGCCACAAUAAACAGCCACCGUAUCUACCCAUUAACCAUAAUUUUGUUAGUGUACAGUCACGAUUUCGUCGGAGCUACUAUCACAAGUUUGUACUUGGUGGUUUGGUGGCUCUGGUGAUCGCCCUCCUGAUAGCAAUUAUAGUUGUAAGCAUAACCCUUAGAAAAUCUGCAACGGCACUUUGCCGCAGUAAAGAAUGUAUUCGAACUGCGGCUAGCCUUGUUUAUUCAAUGGACGAACAGACUGAUCCCUGUGAGGACUUUUAUAAAUUCACUUGUGGCCGUUGGGCCGACGAGCAUCCACGUCCGGAUUCGGCUACAUCGAAUGACUGGUUCCGUGAGCGACAGGCACAUAUAAUGCGUGUUGUCCGUGAAUUUCUGCGAUCGAAUAUAAGCAGCAGCACUGAGCCCGAAGCGGUGGGCAAGGCCAAGACCAUGUAUAGGGCCUGCAUGGAUACACACCUGCUAGAUGAAAGAGAUUUGGAGCCAUUGGUCUACUACAUACAGACAUUUAAACUAUCCAUAUUACCCUCAGCUCUUAAUCUGACCUUAGGCAGUGCGUCGAAGUAUGUCGGGGAAGCCGCGAAUUCGUCUUACGAUUGGUUGCAGUCAAUUGUGACUAUUAAGCAGUACCUAAGUAUGGAUCUAAUAAUAGGAUUUGAUGUAUUUCCUGAUCCAUUGAAUCGUACACUAAAUCGCAUUGCUUUGGGAACACCAGAGACCGAUUCAGCGUUUCCUUUCAACAACGAUGAUUCACACAAACUACUACGAAAGAUUCAUAGAAAGACGAUUUUCAUGCAGAACAGCGAUGAAGAUAAUGUGGAUGAUGAUAGUGACGAAAGCGACGACGAUGAUGACAAGCAAACUAAUGAAAGCAUGUCGGCUUAUCUUCAUUAUGUGCGCAAAGUAAUUGAAAAGUAUUUACUCUAUGUGGAUCCAUAUGUCAAUCAGGAUGAGGCCACCUUAGGCAUAACUGAACUGGUCAAACAAGGCGUUAGGGUGGCUCGAAAGAUUCAUACGUUAAAAGAAGAAGCUGAUAAUAUGACAAAACCAUCUAUGAAUCCUGCUGAUGAUAUACUCUAUAUAUCACUGUUCGACUUGCAAAAUCAAACAGACAAGAAUAUUGCACCAAAAACAAUGCCAAUUUGGUUGCAGUAUAUGCAACUUAUUCUAAAUGGUACUAAGCAUGCAGGCAAAGCGGAAUAUACCUCAAAUCUAACUAUAAUAACUAGUCAGGCGGAUAUAAUUUAUUUACAAAAUGUCGUAGAAUAUCUGCAAGAGACGCCAGCGGCCCAUAUUGAGUCUUACCUUUGGUUAAGUGCCUUGGAAGAGUUGGUCCUGCAUACGACCAGCGAUAUGCGUAUGCUGCAUUCCGAAUACAUGCGUCUGGUGGUUGGAACAGAGGGCGGGACACCACGUUCGCUCUACUGUGCCCAUGGAGUCAAUAGUCUUUUUGGAAUGGCCGUUAGCUAUGUGCUGGCCGACGAAGAGUUUACCAACAAGAAGUUGCCUCGUGUAGAACGCAUGUUGAGCGACAUAAGACGUUCGUUUGAUCGUCUGGUACGCUCUACCUCAUGGAUGGAUGCGGCAACCAAAAGAAAAACUAUGCAAAAAUCUGCCGAUAUGAAGAGUUUCAUUGGUUUUCCUCAGUGGCUUAGGAAUGCCACAGCAUUGAAUCAAUAUUACGAGGGUGUUGAGGUCAAUGUUAGCACACAUAUGGAGAAUCUCAUGGGAUUUGUUCACUGGCAGAUGAUGGAGAGGCUGAACGAGAUGGAUAAACCAGAGCCAGUGGGUUGGGCCACUUCACCAUCGAAUGUGAAUGCUUUUCACACGUUUCAGUCCAAUGCCAUAACUGUGCCCAUUGCCAUUCUCCAGUAUCCAUUCUAUGACCUUGGCCUUGAGGCUCUUAACUAUGGCUCAAUUGGCACAAUUCUGGGACAUGAACUGACGCACGGUUUUGAUGAUAGCGGCCGUCGCUUUGACAGGGAAGGCAAUAUGGUCGAGUGGUGGUCAAAUCAGACAAUCAAUGAGUACAUUAAUCGCACUGAAUGCUUUGUGGAUCAAUACAGUCACUAUUAUUUAGAGGACAUUGGAGAAUAUAUUGAUGGUGAACUUACGUUGGGCGAGAAUAUAGCCGACAAUGGAGGCAUGCGGGAAGCCUAUUAUGCCUAUCGUCUCUAUGUCAAAGAAGUGGGUCGGGAGAAGCUUAAGCUGCCCGGCCUAGAGCAUUAUACACACGAACAGCUGUUUUUCAUCUCCUUUGGCAAUCUGUGGUGUGAGACCUAUACGCCGGCUGCCUCACGUUACGCUCUCAGUGAUUCGCAUUGUCCAGGACAGAUGAGGUUGAGAGGUGUCUUAUCCAAUUCGGAGGAAUUUGCUCGCACAUUCAAGUGUGCACGAGGCUCAGCCAUGAAUCCCAAACAGGACAAGUGUCGCAUAUGGUAGAGGGAAUCGACAUCGAUGAAGAUGUGUUUUUUGUGGGUAAUGGGAACAGAAAAGUGAUUUUUUCCAAAGUAUUUAUAAAUAUUAUUAGACUUAAGGGUUUCUUUCAAUAGAAGUCUCUUGCCAUAAGUGAUCGGACAAGUGCCUGCUGAGAAAAGUGUGCAACACUUGUUAGGCGAAUGUGGUGAAUGUAUGGCAUACUUUUUGGCUGCAUUUACAAUUAACCCAUUACUUUUAUUUAUAGGUGGUAGUAUUUAUAUAUUUUUAAAUCGAUUACUGUUACAUUAAUAUACAUUUAAUAAUUGUACAUUUA